CCGCCCGAAACAUCAUUAUCCCCCAGCCUGACCAGAUCUCUGGAGCACCUGGAGAGCCUUUCUGUCAGCCUCCUUCAGCAGCGAAAGUCCCUCCUGCAACGCAAGAAAAGCAAAGAAUCAGACCUGAUACCGCCCAGGUCCCCGGACCAGGACGCUGAGGACUACGCCAGAGCUUUGGCCGCGUUGCGACGUCAACACGAGGAGGAAAUUAAGGCAAUAUGGGACAACGUCCAGGCUAACUGGGUGCCCAAGGAAGAGUUUGAAACAUUUGCUGCCGAGACCGAGCAGCAGAUCCACACACUCCACCAACACCUGAAGCGAAUAUGUGCAGAUGCGCAGGAAAACGGAGGAGGAGGAGGAGUUCUACCUGCCGAAGACGCUGCUCCAGGCAAUCAAUACCAGGGAAAUCCGAGCUUAUUUAUACUGUUGCGGCAGUUGGAGAAGGCUAACGAAGCAUUUACCAGUCUUCUCCGGAGCGAGACCUUCAGGGAGGAGUUCGAACCCACGGGGAGUGGUCGGCCAACUAGACAGAUGGCCGAGGGCAUGACGAAGGCACUGGCGCACCUCACCUCGGCUGCAGAGUACCUCCGCGCCCGUCUCUACGGUAAGGAUUUUGAGGGAAUAGAGGAGGACGAGAAGGAAUUACCCUCUAACUACGACGGUGAUGACGAUAUCAAUGGAAACAAGGGGGACAACGCGCACCCCGAAUGGGAGCCCAGACACCCUACACCACUGCCCUAUCCCGUUAUUCUUCGCCCGCCAAGAGGUCAAUAUCUUGCAUUCAACGAAGAGGAAGAAAGUGAGAUCUGA
This is a messenger RNA of Dibothriocephalus latus, 810 nucleotides long. NCBI's taxonomy places the organism in Eukaryota, Metazoa, Platyhelminthes, Cestoda, Diphyllobothriidea, Diphyllobothriidae. The record is from the annotation of a GenBank genome assembly.